AUGACCAAUGAAGAUAUUGUUGAUGGCUAUAAAUUCUUUCUUGGAAUUGAAGAUUUGCCAUCAUCAUACCUCAUUGCGGUUGCAAUUAGAGAUCCAGAUAAAUAUAAUCUUUUAGCUUGUAGACUUGCUCAA
Messenger RNA from Racocetra persica, 132 nucleotides. The record is from the annotation of a GenBank genome assembly. NCBI's taxonomy places the organism in Eukaryota, Fungi, Glomeromycota, Glomeromycetes, Diversisporales, Gigasporaceae.